AUGAAUUUGGUAGCAGAUGUGGAAACAAAACAAAAUAACCAUCUCCGCCAAAACAGUCAUGGCCUAUUGGAUGAAGCAAUUUAUCUUCUCCAAAGCAAUGAUGUCUAUUGCGUCCCAGGCCAAAACAAAGUCUUUUCCAGAAGAGGACAAUGGCACAUCUCAAUUAGGAAAGUCCUUGAAAUUGGAAGAUACUUUAGAAGUUUGAAGGAGCGGGUGCAGGACAUGGAGAGAAGCCUUCAGAAACUGAAUGAAAAUAAAAACACUGUGCUACACUCCCUCACCCCAUUCCUCCUCAAGGAAGAUCUGAAGGAUCUGGAGCAGAGAGUGUCUGAUGCUCUGACCUCGGGUGUGCUGCAGACUGAGGGGCAAGCAGGUCCUCUCCUAAGAAGCCUCUUUAAUAAUGCUGGGUGCUUAGAAAAAGUUGCAGAAGUCAUUCUGGAAUUUUUGGAUACUUUGAUAGAGCUGUCUGAGGAACAGAAGUAUGUGGCAGAAGCACUAGAGUCUGGGACUCUGCCCCUUUUGAGGGACGAGGUGGAGUCCAUCUUGGAAGAGAACUGGGGUGAGCAGAUGAGCAAUUCUCAGGACAUGAGCUUUGACCCUAAGGCACAACUCUUUCGUGCCCUCUAUGCUGUUGUCUCAGUCCUGCUGCAGCUGAGUGAAAAGCCCACUGAUUGAAACCUCUGUUUCAUCCUAAUCCAAUGCCUGGAUUCUA
Nannospalax galili (Upper Galilee mountains blind mole rat) is the source of this 712-nucleotide messenger RNA. It is a transcript of the gene Gsdmb, whose product is annotated as gasdermin B. Gene Ontology annotation, biological process: pyroptotic inflammatory response; defense response to bacterium. NCBI's taxonomy places the organism in Eukaryota, Metazoa, Chordata, Mammalia, Rodentia, Spalacidae. Gene Ontology annotation, molecular function: phosphatidylserine binding; phosphatidylinositol-4,5-bisphosphate binding; phosphatidylinositol-4-phosphate binding. The record is from RefSeq and is a predicted model, not a curated record.